AUGAAAAUCGAGUUUCUUGAAAUCAAGACAUCUAUCUUCUGGGAGUGGCAACAGCUUACGCUCAAUGCUCAAUGCUCAUUUCCGCCUUUCUGGCGCUCAACCGCCCACGGUUUGGACUAUGCAGAAAUCGACCAGGAUCCCGCUCGAGAGUCAUUGUGGGUCAACUUUUGGAUUAAGGCAUGCUAUCGGCCUCGUCUUCCGGACAGUACAGUACCUGGUCAAAGCUUAACCUAUCUGGCCAAGCUGACAUCGUUGCAACCUGGUCGCCGAUGGUUACAAAUGGUGCAAAAUGGCUGUCAAUAG
Molecule: messenger RNA, 303 nt
Organism: Marasmius oreades (fairy-ring Marasmius)
Lineage: Eukaryota; Fungi; Basidiomycota; Agaricomycetes; Agaricales; Marasmiaceae
Exons: 2
Coding region: 1-303 (100 amino acids)
Source: RefSeq, a predicted model, not a curated record